UUCCAAGUACAAUUUUAACACACAUUCACAGAUCAAGUAAUAUCUAGCGAUGGACACGGUGGCGAGAUUGGUGGAUGAGAAGCCAUUGGUGAUCUUCAGCAAGAGUUCUUGUUGCAUGAGUCACUCUACAAAGUCAUUCCUACGUGGGUUCGGAGCAAACCCUACAAUUUACGAGCUGGAUCAAAUGCCUAACGGGCAGCAGAUCGAAAGGGCACUGCUGCAGCUUGGUUGUCGACCAAGUGUACCUGCUGUGUUCAUAGGGCAGCAGUUCGUGGGCGGUAAUAAUACGGUCAUGGGUCUCCAUGUACAGAAUCGGCUAGUCCCUCUGCUCAUGAGAGCUAAAGCUAUUUGGAUUUGGAACGACCAGUAGUAUAUAUGGACUUAAUUAGAGUAUUAAGAGAUAUCUACUGAACCCUUAACCCUAAACCACCGGCUUUAUGAAGGUGCCGGUUCGAUCUUUUUGUACUUUGAUCUAGGUAUAUGAGUACUAAAUGAGAACUUCUGUCACGUUUUUUAUGAAUACUGGAUUUCAUAUACUUCUA
Molecule: messenger RNA, 542 nt
Organism: Malus domestica (apple)
Lineage: Eukaryota; Viridiplantae; Streptophyta; Magnoliopsida; Rosales; Rosaceae
Product: monothiol glutaredoxin-S6-like
Source: RefSeq, a predicted model, not a curated record